This is a messenger RNA of Priceomyces carsonii, 2766 nucleotides long. RefSeq lists its product as uncharacterized. The record is from RefSeq and is a predicted model, not a curated record. Bases 1 to 2766 code for a protein of 921 amino acids. Gene Ontology annotation, cellular component: plasma membrane. NCBI's taxonomy places the organism in Eukaryota, Fungi, Ascomycota, Pichiomycetes, Serinales, Debaryomycetaceae. Gene Ontology annotation, molecular function: oligopeptide transmembrane transporter activity. Gene Ontology annotation, biological process: transmembrane transport. The transcript has a single exon.
AUGUCUGAGGAGAAGGUACUUUCCGGUACUAUAACCAAGGAGAAAGAUGUUUUUCCUACUUCAACUGCUGGAGACAUAGAUGAUCAUGAAGUUGAUUUGAGGGUUGUCACUUCGAAUCAAUUCUCAAUUAAUGAGGUUGCUGAGUCCUUGACAGCUGAACAGAAGUUCAUAAUUUUGAAAAGAAUGCAACUCGAUCACUUGGUCGCUUUGAAUGACUUACCAGUACUGGCAACUUUUAUUCUCGACAAAGUUGAAAAGAUGAACGAUACGGAAGCUUUGAAUAUUUUGAAAGAUGCAUUAAUUGAACAUGAUAAUGAUGCAAACUUUUCCUCAGAGCUUUAUGAUUUCAUCCAAAAGUUAGUUGACCAUGCGGGAGAAAGCACAGGGUUGACAUCUAUACAAUCUAAAACCAAUUUUGACGAAAAAAAUGGUGGUUUGAAUGAGAAAUCGUUUGAAGUCAAUAGCAAUGAAAAGUCUGAAAAUAUUGAAGCCAAUGCUGAUGAUUACUUUAAAGACAUAUUUGAUUGGUCAUUGCAAGUUAGAACUGAAGCUGUUUUGAUGGCCUAUUGGUCUCCGUAUCCAGAAGUGAGGGCAGCGACUGACCCUUAUGACGAUCCAAAUGAACAUUGUGAAACAGUGAGAGCUUAUAUUGCUGGUUUGAUCUGGGUUGGAAUCAGUUCAUUCGUAAAUCAGUAUUUUGCCCAAAGAAUGCCUCCCAUUACGUUACCUGCCGCCGCUUGCCAAGUUUUGGUAUAUCCAACUGGUGUUGCGUUGUCUUACUUGCCUGAUUAUAAAAUUCCUCUUUUCAAAGGGUAUUCCAUUCGUACAAGCCCUGGUUCAUGGACUACCAAGGAGCAAAUGCUUGCAACUAUGAUGGUUUCAAUCACAACAACCCCUUACAUUGAGGGUCCUUUAUAUGCUCAAAGGAUGCCAUCAUUCUAUAACCAAAAAUGGGUCACUUGGGGUUAUGAAGUUUUGUUAGGUAUAUCUACUCAGUUUGUUGGAUUUGGUUUAGCAGGAAUAGUAAGAAAAUUCUGUAUCUAUCCUGCGAAAUCUUUGUGGCCAUCUAUUUUACCGACAAUUGCAGCAAAUAGAGCUUUUUUGGUUCCAGAGAAAAAGGAGAAUAUAAAUGGAUGGACUAUUUCUAGAUAUUAUUAUUUCUUUGCGGUGUUCGCAUUCUCCUUUGUCUGGUUCUGGUUUCCAGGGUAUAUAUUUCAAGCCCUUUCGACUUUCAACUGGAUGACAUGGAUCAAGCCGGAUAAUUUCAACUUGGCAACCAUUACAGGUUCUUACAGUGGAUUGGGUCUUAACCCUAUUCCAACCUUUGAUUGGAAUGUGAUUAAUUUGUGGGCUUUACCAUUGACUUAUCCAGCAUUUAAUACUGUAAAUUCAUUUAUUGGAGCCGUAGUAGGUCUUUUCGCCAUAAUAGGCGUUUACUACUCCAAUUAUUAUUGGUCGGCAUAUUUACCCAUUAACUCAUCGGCAACUUAUUCGAACACUGGAGAAUCGUAUGAUAUCCAGCAAAUAUUGAACUCUAAUAAUAAGCUUGAUGAUAAGAAAUACCAGGCAUAUGGCCCGCCAUUUUACACAGCUGCAAAUAUAGUACUUUAUGGUUGUUUUUUCCUUAGUUAUCCAUUCACUAUAUUUUAUGUUUUCUGUACAAACUGGAAGGAUAUCGUAUUUGCAAUGAAGAGUUUAUGGUUGUCUUUGAAAGAUUUUAGAAGAUCAUCUUUAGCAGGCUAUAGCGACCCUCAUUGUAAAAUGAUGAGUCGUUAUAAGGAAGUCCCUGAAUGGGUUUUCUUAAUAGUUUUGGUCAUUUCGAUUGUUCUUGGUAUUAUAUGUGUUGAGAUAUAUCCUACGCAAACUCCAGUAUGGGGUAUUUUCUUCACCAUUGCGAUCAAUUUUGUAUUCUUGAUUCCAUUCACAGUCUUGUAUUCCAUUACUGGUUAUCAACUUACAAUGAAUGUUUUGGUAGAAUUGAUUAUUGGAUAUGCCCUUCCUGGUAACCCAAAUGCUCAUUUGAUUUUAAAGUCCUUUGGUACUCAGACAGAUAUGCAAGCGCAGGAUUAUAUUUCCAAUCAAAAAAUUGCUCAUUACGCAAAGAUUCCUCCUUGGUCGGCCUUUAGGGUCCAAAUAUUAGCAACUUUCGUUAAUCUUUUUAUUAGUUUGGCUGUCAUAAAUUGGCAAGUCGAUAGCUUUGAAGGUUUAUGUACAGCUGAUCAGGCUCAGCACUUUACUUGCGCAGCAGAUGCACAAAUUUAUUAUUCUGCGUCGGUUAUUUGGGGGGUUGUUGGCCCUAAAAGGGUUUUUGACGGCCUUUACCCUAUCUUGAGGUGGUGUUUCUUGAUUGGUCUCUUAAUGGUCCCUCCGUGUUAUUUGGUCUUUAGAUUGCUUCCAAAGGCAUAUCGUAAAUGGUGGCAACCAACGAUUAUGAUUGGAGCAGUUUUGAACUUUUUUGCACCAUAUAAUUUGAGUUACAUUACCCCAGGUCUCUAUCUUUCUCUUCUUUUCAUGGUUUAUAUUAAGAACAACUAUUUGCCAUGGUGGGAGAAAUAUAACUAUCUUACUACUGCCGGUAUGACUGCAGGGUUAGGUUUAUGUUCAGUGGUUUUAUUUUUUGCCGUUCAAUAUCAUCCAAAGGACGUUAAUUGGUGGGGUAAUAGCGUACCUUAUGCUGGAAUAGAUGGUGAGGGAGUGGCGUCAUUAAAGAGCCCAGCUUCUGCUCCUGGUGGCUACUUUGGUCCCAGGAAAGGUCAUUUUCCAUAG